Malassezia restricta is the source of this 2022-nucleotide messenger RNA. Its product is annotated as calcium channel MID1. Gene Ontology annotation, molecular function: calcium channel activity. Gene Ontology annotation, biological process: calcium ion import across plasma membrane. The record is from RefSeq and is a predicted model, not a curated record. NCBI's taxonomy places the organism in Eukaryota, Fungi, Basidiomycota, Malasseziomycetes, Malasseziales, Malasseziaceae. The transcript has a single exon. Bases 1 to 2022 code for a protein of 673 amino acids.
AUGGCCGGGCGCCGGGCGCUUGGGUGGCUCGUGGCGUGGCUGAUCGGAGGCGCUUACGCGGCCUCUUCCUCCCAUCAUAGCAGCAGCCAUACGGCGUAUAGAUUGCCUACGUCGGCCAAGACACCCUAUGUGCCGCUGCCCAAGCACUCGACGAACUCCAACAUCAGCGCGAGCACAGGCCUGGCCUCGCCAGCCCCGGUGAGCAGCACGAUACCCAAGCCCGACCAUCCCUACCUGCUGCAGGAUGCCACGCCGAUCCGCAGCGAAGUCAAGCUGGACGCCACGGAUGGCGUGUUCUUCCAAUUCGUGGCCAAGCCCGAGACGAAGCUGUGGCUCUCGCUCUCGCUGUGCAGUGGCCCCGGCAUUGAGGCGUACAACACGAGCGACAGCGACUUGCUCAAGCAGCUAGACAUGUCACCGAGCGAGGCACGCGAGGCGACGCUCGUGGCCAUGUACGUCGCGACGGAUGGGCGCACAAAGAACCCCGGGCCCGACUCGGGCAUCGACUCGUCUCACACAGGCCACGCGCUCGGUGGAUGGUGCGAGGUCGUCGUCGAGAGCGGCUCCAGCGGCACGACGUUCAUUGGCAUCUGGCCGCCGAAGGAUACGCGUGGACAGACCGGCACGUACACGAUGCAGCUGAUUGCGUCGACGGUCGGCUCGCUCGAGAGCGUCGCUACCACGCCGGGCCUGUUUUUCGACGACACGGAUCGCCGCAAUGCGCUCCUCACGUCGUUCAACUACACAUCGCCGGCGCCAAACAUCAGCCUCAUUGUGCUGCCGACCGUCGGCCCGAACUCGCUCUCGUCCAUCAACUACUUCAACUCGUCCUUCUGCCGCAUCUUUGAUCUAUGGGAGCACAUGGGCAUGCGUGGCAUCCAGCCCUUCAUGAACAGCAGCGAGACGAGCCGCAACACGCAGCCGCGGUUCACACGCGGGCCUGACAACCAGCCUCAGUCGAUCCCGCGGCCGAACUGGAAUGGGUCGGUCGGCCAGGCGCCCCCCGGCGCGGCGAUCGUCGAGGACGUGGCCAUGCUCGAGACGGUGCACAAGCUCAAGGCCAACAGCACGGCAUGGCUGCAGCAAGUGCGCAAGCAGUUCUAUGUGCAGGACCUCGAGCCGGGCUCGAACUACACCGCGUACCUCGUCGCAUCCGAGCACGUCGGCGCGCAUGUGCGGCACACGCUGUAUCCGUCGGUCAAGUUUGUGACGAAGCGCACGCGCAACUGCCGCCUGCUGUACAAUGUGGACUUUUGCCCCGAGCUCGCGUACGCCGUGCCGUACAAUCCCGAGCAGUCGCAGGAGCACGUACUGCGCGUGCUGCACGACAUGAUCUCGGCCAACUACGGCAACUUUUCCGCGACGCUCAGCACGUUUCCGUGUGAAUCGACCAAGUUUGGCGUGUACUCGAGCGUCGCGACGUGCGAUGACUGCCGCCGCGCGUACCAAAACUGGCUGUGCGCCGUAGCGAUUCCACGAUGCACGGACCUCGUCGAUCCGUCGAAGAGCGCGGCGAGCCAGAACGGCAGCGAGCUGCAGGGUCUGCCGAUGCCGCCCAAUACGAACAUGUACCCGUACAUUGUCAAUCGCGUCGGGCCGAUGAGAAGUCGGCAGUCGUACAUUGACGAGCUGUUUGCGCCGGGCGACUAUGGCGAGAUUUUGCCGUGCCUGCUGACGUGCGAAAUGGUCACGCGGUCGUGUCCGCCGACGAUCCGGUGGCAGUGCCCGCUGUGGACCGUCACGGCGCAGCGCGACUAUGGCACGUUUGCCGAUGCGGACAGCACGGGCUUUGGCGUCGGUGAGAAUGGCGGCGCGGGUCCGGACCAUAUGCGCUUCGGCGGCGCGUACUCGACGUAUGUCGCGCAGGAUGCGUUUGGACAUGUGUUCUGCAAUUCGAUGCAGGUCGAUCGCCUGUUCCGCGAGUCGAGUAGCGGCGCCCACAGGCGCGCCGUGCCGCUUGAGGCGUGGGUCGUGCUGCUGGGCGUCGGUAUGUACAUGUGGAUUAGCGCUGCACUUGGGUGA